AUGAAGGACCUUGAUUUUAGCCGGGACAAAGAUCUAGCGAAAGAUUUUCUUCAAAACUUCACUGAUGCAGAUGGCGAAGCCAAAUAUAUUAGCAUCCUUCAAGAUGUCGCGAAUCGGAAACUGAAAGCAAUAGAAAUUGACCUCGAAGAUCUGUUUCAUUACAAGGAUUUGGAUGAGGAGUUUGUGGGACGAGUUACCGAGAACACCCGGAGAUAUGUUGGAAUUUUUGCUGAUGCUAUUGAUGAGUUGAUCCCUGAGCCAACGGAGGCUAUUCAGGAGGACGAUUCUGACGUAUUUCACACACAACGAGCCGAGGAAGGCAAUGAGAAUCCUGAUGGGACUGACCCAAGACAGAAGAUGCCCCCAGAAAUUAGGCGUUUUUACGAAGUUUACAUCAAAGCUUCCUCCAAGGUCCAACCAUUUACCAUUACGGAGGUUAGGGCUUCACAUAUUGGCCAGCUUGUCAAGAUAUCUGGCAUUGUGACUCGCUGUUCAGAUGUAAAACCAUUGAUGAAGGUUGCUGUGUACACAUGUGAAGAGUGUGGUUUUGAAAUAUAUCAGGAAGUAACUGCUCGAGUGCUCAUGCCUCUAUUCGAAUACCCAUCUAAGCGUUGUCAGGUUAACCGGGCAAAAGGACACCUUAUCCUCCAACUCAGAGCUUCAAAGUUUUUAAAAUUUCAAGAGGCCAAAAUUCAAGAGCUUAUUGAACAUGUUCCUAAAGGUCAUAUUCCUCGUGCAAUGACUGUUCACUUUCGAGGGGAACUUACAGGAAAGGUAUCCCCAGGAGAUGUUGUUGAGUUAUCUGGAAUAUUUCUCCCUAUUCCUUAUGCUGGGUUUAGAGAAAUGCGAGCAGACUUAGUGGCAGAUACAUACUUGGAGACUAUGUCUAUUUCCCAUUUUAAGAAAAAAUACGAAGACUAUGAACUGAAAGGGGUUGAGGAAGAACAAAUAGCUCGGUUAGCUGAGGAUGGUGACAUAUACAACAAGCUGGCUCGAUCAUUGGCUCCUGAGAUAUUUGGACAUGAAGAUAUCAAGACAUGCAUAUAUUUUUUAAUAUGA
Molecule: messenger RNA, 1059 nt
Organism: Lactuca virosa
Lineage: Eukaryota; Viridiplantae; Streptophyta; Magnoliopsida; Asterales; Asteraceae
Source: the annotation of a GenBank genome assembly